Molecule: messenger RNA, 897 nt
Organism: Magallana angulata
Lineage: Eukaryota; Metazoa; Mollusca; Bivalvia; Ostreida; Ostreidae
Exons: 7
Coding region: 1-897 (298 amino acids)
Source: RefSeq, a predicted model, not a curated record
AUGCGAAAAUACGCGUUAACAACAUUGUUGAUUGUGCAGUGCACACUAGAACAAAGUUUAUGCUUUGAGACAAAUUCGUCAAAACAGAUAUGUGGAAAAGAAGAACAUGAGAGCAGUAUAUGCUGUACAGGAUACUAUAUUCAAGAUGGAAUAUGUAAAAAAUGUUUUGGAGCCAUUGGACCUAAUUGUUCAAUCCCAUGCGAAAGUAAUUUCUUUGGAUAUCUAUGUAAAAAUCAAUGUGACUGUCAGAAGGAUGAAAUCUGCAAUAGAUACUUCGGUUGUAAUGAAAUGGACAGCAGCGCAGAAUGUCAUAACACAAUGCUUUUGUUGGUAAUUGGAUUCGGAUCAACCAUGCUAUCUCUCGCCUUGUUGUUUGUUGGUGUCUUGUUCUAUAGGUGGCAUACUAUUUUGCAAAGCAAUUUACAUCCAAUCAAUAUUCCAAGAGGUUUUCAAGUGGAUUUCUUACCUUUUUCUGGAAAUCAUGAAGUUUUUCAGGAAAACUACGAUGAUAUUCGAGAAUCUCGAAUGCUCCUUGCUGAUAAAGGAAAUUGCCACAGGGAAACUAUAGAAAAUAGACUAAGUUCAACGGAUUAUAGUCAUUUGUACCUCAAAGGGCGCACAUCUCGGAAAUCAAUUAGCGAGAUGCCUGAACAAUAUUAUAGUACGAUUGAUGCACGUUUUAAAAGUAAAAUGCCGCUCGUCACGAUGUCCGAAUUUCCUGAAGACGAGUGCUAUGUCAGUGUAUCUCAGCUUGCUAGGCAGAAUAAGAGAAUAUCAAAGUCAUGCUCUGAUCUAAAGAUAGAUAUGUCGGAUACAUACCAUGAUAUAUAUUCAAAUCAAUGGUGCAAGGCCAGUGGGGAUACAAACAAUCGAAUUAUUCUGAUAGAACAUUUAUAG